Penicillium subrubescens is the source of this 531-nucleotide messenger RNA. RefSeq lists its product as uncharacterized. The record is from RefSeq and is a predicted model, not a curated record. The transcript has a single exon. The coding region runs from base 1 to 531 and encodes 176 amino acids. Lineage: Eukaryota; Fungi; Ascomycota; Eurotiomycetes; Eurotiales; Aspergillaceae.
AUGGCAGGUUUAGGCCUGGAGCUCUAUCUCUCUUCAGAUGCAGAAGAUGGCUUACAUACCGAAGACCCACCUUCAGCGGAGCGAUUCGUCGAGGGCCCUACAGCUACCGCGGAUCCUUCAGCCACCGGAGACCCUGCCGACGCCGCCCUUCUAGACCUACCUACCCACAUGACGUUCCCCCUACCACCCGUCAAUCGGAGAUACAAUACUGCGGAGGAAGGAAUCGACGCUAUCAACCAGUUCGCUUUUGAUCAUGGCUACGCUGUAGUCAAGCGCAGAAGCAAGAAGACCAAGGGCCAAGUGCCGAGGAUCAAAAAGGUGCAACUACAAUACGACCGCGGGGGUGUUUAUACCCCACAAAGCGAAGUUCCUAGCGAAGUUCCUGGCGAGACUUUGGUAUCACCUAGCGAACCAAGUGAGACUACGGAACCACCCACCGGCGAGGCUACUAUUACCAGCAAAAAGCCUCGUAAGCGCAAGACAACCACUUUGGCCCUUGACUGUCUAUUCGAUAUCUCUCUCCGCCUAUAA